Messenger RNA from Laccaria bicolor S238N-H82, 471 nucleotides. RefSeq lists its product as uncharacterized. The transcript has 7 exons. The record is from RefSeq and is a predicted model, not a curated record. Lineage: Eukaryota; Fungi; Basidiomycota; Agaricomycetes; Agaricales; Hydnangiaceae. The coding region runs from base 1 to 471 and encodes 156 amino acids.
AUGUAUGAUGAUAAUCAGUGGCAGAUUUACAGACUUACGAGGAAAGUUGCGGUUGGGAUGCGCUGCUUAAAUGACCCAUACCGAUUCCGCUACGUCGUGGUAAUCAGAAUGAAUCAAGUCGGAAUAAACCCUCCUGGCAUGUCGAAGCGCGUCUUUCAGAAUUUGGACGGGGAUCGUACCGGUACUAUGACACCAACGCAAGAGCAACUUGAAGCGCGAUGCGAAGGCGGCUCAGCACUUAUUGCGUCCAGAAGAGCGAAACGUACAGAGUCCCGAAAUCAUAUUACGAUUGUGACUGAGCGUAGAGAGUCAGGAAAGAGAAAUAACGGAAGAGACACCUCAAUUGCCGAGUGGUGUUUGAGAUCCUCCGCGGGGAAAGGCCAAAAGAUUAAGCAUUUAUCCCUCCGCACGCCUCUCAUCGGAGUCAACGCUGGAAUUCUCAACCUUUCAGUGGUGUAUCCAUCGCAAUGA